AGAAGGAAACAGUUUUCCUUAGUGUCAGGAGUUGAAUAAUCCUGAAUGCCUAUCUGUGGAUGAGGUCCUCACAUGGACUUUGGAACUGACCUACAUGGUUAAGUUUCUGAACACACUUAUUGCACACACAGACGAGUGUCAGACCGCUGCAGUCACUUCUCUCCAGUCUGCACAAACUCUGGCUUCUUUUCUUUAAUUGACUUGAAAGAGUCUCUCAGUUGUGCACAGCAGGGAUGGCAGAACCCAGCAGGAUCUUGAUAAAAGGAGGUAAAGUUGUGAAUGAAGACUGCUCCGUGAUCAGCGACGUCUACAUUGAAAAUGGGAAAAUAGUAGAAGUUGGGCUGAAUCUUAAGAUCCCAGCGGAAGUGCGAGUCAUCGAUGCCACAGAUAAACUGGUCAUCCCCGGCGGCAUCGACACGCACACACACAUGGAGUUUGAAUUCAUGGGCACCACAGCUGUGGACGACUUCUAUAUCGGUACCAAGGCUGCUCUGGCAGGAGGGACCACAAUGAUUAUUGACUUUGUCAUCCCCCAAAAAAGCAAGUCACUCUUGGAGGCCUACAACUGCUGGCGGAAGAAAGCUGACCCCAAAGUCUGCUGCGACUACUCGCUGCAUGUCGCUGUCACAUGGUGGAGUGACAAGGUCAAAGAAGAGAUGGAGACACUCGCCAAAGAGAAGGGGGUCAAUUCCUUUAAGAUGUUUAUGGCCUAUAAAGAUGUGUUCAUGCUGCAGGACUGUGAGUUAUACGCUGCCUUCUCCCAGUGUAAGAAGAUCGGUGCUAUAGCUCAGGUGCACGCUGAGAAUGGAGACCUGAUUGCAGAGGGGGCUAAGAAGAUGCUGUCCCUGGGCAUCACGGGGCCAGAGGGCCAUGAGAUGUGUCGACCAGAGGAGGUGGAGGCCGAAGCCACCCAGCGAGCCAUCACCAUCGCCAGUGCGGUCAACUGCCCCCUGUAUGUGGUGCAUGUCAUGAGCAAAUCUGCUGCCAAGGUGUUGUCCAAUGCACGCAGAGAUGGGCACGUGGUAUUCGGGGAGCCUAUUGCAGCUGGUUUGGGCAUUGACGGUACUCACUACUGGCACCAGGAAUGGGCCCAUGCUGCUGGCUUCGUCAUGGGUCCUCCCCUCAGACCUGACCCCAGCACCCCUGGGUACCUCAUGGACCUACUGGCCAACGAUGAUCUCAGUGUGACGGGGACGGACAACUGCACCUUCUCUGUGUGCCAGAAGGCUCUCGGCAAAGACGACUUCACCAAGAUCCCAAAUGGAGUGAAUGGAGUGGAGGAUAGGAUGUCUGUCAUCUGGGAGAAAGGAGUGCACAGCGGCAAAAUGGACGAGAAUCGAUUUGUAGCUGUCACCAGCAGCAACGCAGCAAAAAUCUUCAACUUCUACCCACAGAAAGGCCGUAUCGCCAAGAACUCGGAUGCUGACGUGGUUAUUUGGGACCCCAAGAUGACAAGGAAGAUAUCAGCUAAGACUCACCACCAGGCUCUGGACUACAACAUCUUCGAGGGCAUGGAGUGCCAUGGUGUCCCUAUCGUCACCAUCUCCAGAGGCAAAGUGGUCUAUGAGCAUGGCCAGCUGAACGCCUCAGCAGGGCAUGGCAAAUUCAUCCACAGAGAACCCUUCUCUGAAUAUGUUUACAAAAGAGUCAAGCAGAGGGAUCAGGUGGGGCAACCUACAGCUGUGAUCAGAAAGCCCUAUGACGGCAAAGUCAUUUCUGUAUGAACAACUGUCCUGGAACAUGAAAGGCACUUUGAUUCUCCAGCUGUGUGUCUCCAGUACAAUCCAGAAGCUACCAAAGCCAAAGCAGUGCUGCAUGCUGAAUGCUGUCUCGCUAAUUAACCUGCUCUGAGUUAUCUCUCUCAAAAUAUUUCUGCAAGUCAUAUAUACAUUAUUCAGUCAUUUAAAUCACUGUGUGUAGUGGAGGCAAUGAUGUUGGCGUUAAGGUCAACUCUGAUUAACACUUAGGUCAAUGUGCUGUUGGCAGAUAAUACCUUUGUUAUAUUUGUUUAACUGUAUGAGGUUUCCAGGCCAGCUGCGCUCAGUACACAGGUUGGUAGAACACACUGUGCUGAGGAAAAUUAUAUUUGCGCUAACAUGCAUUAUGCAAUCAAGUAAUUCACUGUAAUGAUUGAAUAUAGGGCUUAUGCAU
This is a messenger RNA of Epinephelus fuscoguttatus (brown-marbled grouper), 2151 nucleotides long. RefSeq names its product dihydropyrimidinase (gene dpys). Gene Ontology annotation, cellular component: cytoplasm; cytosol. Gene Ontology annotation, molecular function: dihydropyrimidinase activity. The record is from RefSeq and is a predicted model, not a curated record. The coding region runs from base 234 to 1724 and encodes 496 amino acids. Lineage: Eukaryota; Metazoa; Chordata; Actinopteri; Perciformes; Serranidae. Gene Ontology annotation, biological process: pyrimidine nucleobase catabolic process. The transcript is spliced from 9 exons.